CCAAACAUCGUCUCCUCAAAAACUUAAGAGUGAUCAUGUACAAAGUAGCCAGCGCAUCGGAGUACCUAGCCAUUACCGGCGUCGGAAUCUCCGACAUCAAACUCGCCAAGAAGGCAUGGGUUCUCCCCGGUCAAUCCUGCACCAUCUUCGACAUCUCUCCCGUCAAUUACACCUUCGAAGUCCAAGCCAUGAGCGCCGAGAAGCUCCCCUUCAUCCUCCCCGCCGUCUUCACCAUCGGUCCUCGCUCCGACGACAUUGAAUCCCUUCUCAAAUACGCCAAGCUCAUCUCCCCUCACGACAAGCUCUCCAACCACGUCAAGGAGCUCGUCCAAGGUGUCAUCGAGGGAGAGACACGUGUCCUUGCCGCCUCCAUGACCAUGGAGGAGAUUUUCAGAGGCACCAAAGAGUUCAAACAAGAGGUCUUUGGGAAGGUGCAAUUGGAGCUCGACCAAUUCGGGCUUUUGAUUUACAAUGCUAAUGUCAAACAAUUGGUGGACGUUCGUGGGCAUGAGUAUUUCUCGUAUUUGGGGCAGAAGACGCAGCAGGAGGCUGCCAAUCAGGCGAAGAUCGAUGUGGCGGAGGCCAGGAUGAAGGGGGAAAUCGGCGCGAAAUCCAGGGAGGGACAGACCCUUCAGAAUGCGGCGAAGAUCGACGCGGAGACUAAGAUCAUUUCGACCCAGAGGCAGGGGCAGGGGAAGAAGGAGGAGAUUAAAGUCAGGGCGGAGGUUAAGGUGUUUGAGAACGAGAGGGAGGCGGAAGUGGCGGAGGCCAACGCGGAGCUCGCCACGAAGAAGGCGGCCUGGACCAGAGCCGCCCAAGUUGCGGAAGUGGAGGCCGCCAAAGCGGUGGCGCUCAGAGAAGCAGAGUUGCAGAAGGAGGUGGAGAGGAUGAAUGCACUGACCAUGAUUGAGAAAUUGAAGGCGGAAUUUCUAAGCAAAGCCAGCGUUGAGUAUGAAACAAAGGUACAAGAGGCGAACUGGGAUUUGUACAACAAGCAAAAGAAAGCAGAGGCGGUUCUGUUCGAGAAGGAGAGGGAAGCGGAAGCGCAGAAAGCGCUAGCCGACGCGGCGUUUUACGCUCGACAACAGGCCGCCGACGGAGAGCUCUACGCCAAAAGGAAAGAGGCAGAGGGACUGAUGGCGCUGGCGGAGGCUCAGGCCUUGUACCUCCGCUCACUUCUCGAGGCAUUGGGUGGCAAUUACGGCGCUCUCAGAGACUACCUAAUGAUCAACGGAGGCCUGUUCCAACAAAUUGCCAAAAUCAAUGCCGAUGGCAUCAAAGGGCUUAACCCGAAAAUUAGCGUCUGGACAAAUGGGAGCGGUGGACAAGGUCUGGAAGGCGGCGUUGGAGCUGGGAAUAUGGCGAUGAAUGAGGUGGCGGGAGUUUACAAAAUGCUGCCGCCGCUACUUCAGACGGUUCAUGAGCAGACUGGAAUGGUUCCUCCGCCGUGGAUGGGAAGCUUGGGCGAGUCUUCUCGGAACUGAGGCAUGGGUUACUUGUUUUGGUGUAUCAAUUCAAAAAAUGUGUCAAUUCCAAAGAAUAAAUGGGUGUAAGCAAUUUAUACGCUUUUUUUUU
Molecule: messenger RNA, 1575 nt
Organism: Cucurbita moschata (crookneck pumpkin)
Lineage: Eukaryota; Viridiplantae; Streptophyta; Magnoliopsida; Cucurbitales; Cucurbitaceae
Product: flotillin-like protein 4
Exons: 2
Coding region: 36-1484 (482 amino acids)
Biological process (GO): protein localization to plasma membrane
Cellular component (GO): plasma membrane; plasma membrane raft
Source: RefSeq, a predicted model, not a curated record